Messenger RNA from Sitophilus oryzae (rice weevil), 922 nucleotides. RefSeq lists its product as uncharacterized. The record is from RefSeq and is a predicted model, not a curated record. Bases 70 to 762 code for a protein of 230 amino acids. The transcript has a single exon. Lineage: Eukaryota; Metazoa; Arthropoda; Insecta; Coleoptera; Curculionidae. Gene Ontology annotation, biological process: regulation of transcription by RNA polymerase II. Gene Ontology annotation, cellular component: transcription regulator complex; nucleus.
CAUCCAUCAUUCAUUUUGUUUUGAUUUCGAUCGCAUGGGUGUUUAAAAUAAGUUUUUGUUUUUAUUAUUAUGGAUUCAACAGAUGAAAUAAAUGAUGAAUUUCUAUUACAAUGUGUGGCAAACUACAAACCCUUGUAUGAUAAGGGGGAUAAAGGGUACAAAUCCGUAAUCCAAAAAGAAAAUUGUUGGGCAUCGGUAGCAAGAUCGUUAAAUACUUCAGGUAAAAAACGAUAUUGUUUUAUUAUUUCCAAAUUUAUGUAUUGUGUAAAUGUUUUAGUUUCGGCUGUAAAGGCAAGGUUUAAAGCCUUAAGAGAAAAAUACAGGAGAGAACUCAUAAUUGAGGAAAAAUUAAAAAGAAGUGGCGCACCAGCCUCCACAAGACCGAUAUGGCCACUUUUAAGCUUUUUAAAGUUUAUGUAUAAAUGUGGUACAGAACAACAAAGGGCCACCACAUCAAAUUUUGAAGUGGACACUGUGGAUAGUGAGACAAGCAAUGAACCAAAUACUGAUUAUUAUUGUGGCACGGAUGAUGACUCAGAACUAAUAGAGAUUGAUCAUAUAAAUACAGAAAUGCCUACAGCUAAUGUUGCAACCCCAACAACAAGUGAGGUUGCAACAAGUUCAGUAGCCAGCAUUCAGACUUCGAGCGGUGGAAAAAAAAGGAAGCUUGCUUAUGGGGCAACGAAAGAAAUAGAUUCUGUGCUAACUGAUGUUUCAGAAGCAAUUAAAAAUACAAAGGCAAGCUGUACCAAAAGCAGAUAAAUAUGACUGUUUUGCACAAUAUUUAAAAACAGAAUUGCAUGAAAUUGGGGAGCCACAUGGUUCAAUUUUACUUGAAGAAAUUCAACUCCUCAUAAUUAAUUAUAAAAGAUCCCUUCGGGAUAAGAAUUUAUAAUUUAAAUGUGUUUGCAUUAUUUAUUAG